Cajanus cajan (pigeon pea) is the source of this 6343-nucleotide messenger RNA. The record is from RefSeq and is a predicted model, not a curated record. NCBI's taxonomy places the organism in Eukaryota, Viridiplantae, Streptophyta, Magnoliopsida, Fabales, Fabaceae.
AGAUGACGUGUCUCACACGGGAAGCAUGAGAGGCAUCGGCAGUUUGCCACUCGAACACGCGUUGUUCAGUCCAUGGACACAUACAUCCAACGAUUUCCCUUUCCCGCCGAGUAAGACAACCAUUCCACUCCCACACUAAAAUUCUGUUAUUUCCUUCCUUCAUAUUCACCUUCUCCAUCCCAAUAACCAACCCAUGAUAUCACUCUCACUCUCUCCAUGCCCUUGAAAAGCAUUAUCCGGCGGAGGCUUCUGUCUCUGCUCCAGCCAUGGCUCCGAGAAGAGCCUCAUCUCGAUCUCCACUUAGGGUUCCUCCGCUCUCUCGCCGUUCUCACCAACCUCCGCUUCGACGUUUCCGUUCUCAAUCACCUCUUCCACGCUCCCGCCUUCUUGUUCUUCAAGGACCUCACUAUCGAACGCGUCACGCUUCGAUUCUCCACCUGGUUCCCCCCGGCCUUCACAAUCGAACUUCACGGCCUGCGCAUCGUGCAAUCGUUCGAGAAACCGGAAGCGGAGGAAUGCGUGAGGAGGUUGCGAAAUUCGAAGUAUGAUUAUUCGGAUUAUCUCAGAAAGAAUCUCUCGGCGCUUGAUCCUGAGGGCUGUUCACUGCAUCAGAUUUUGGAAAGGAUCUUAUUUUCUGUACCUGAGAAAAAAGAUUUUACAACAUCUUUUUGGAAUUUUACUCUGAAAAAUUGUCAUCUAGUGGCACAUGGCAUUCACGUUGAGGUUCAAUUGCCAGUCUUAAAUGAUGAAUUUGUGUGUUUUGGGGAAAUAAAGGAGUUUAGUGCAAGAUCUAAAUAUCUGGAUCAAAAAUGUCUUCUCAGAGGUUUUCUUAGUACAAUUCUUAUUCCAAUGAAACACAGUUCUCUUAUAUUGAAAGGCAUUGGAUUCAAGGUCAGAAUAUGUGGAAAAAAUUCCAUAGACCAUGUUGUGCUUUCUUCUGAUGUGCAAAUUUUCACCAAGUUCAGAGAUCUUAAGCUGGCAAAUUGCACUCUCUGUUUUCCAGAACUAGCGUUUUCAUUCUCUCCAAAUGGCAUUUCUGUAUGUCUACUUUUUCACAAAUUGCUAUCUAAUAAGUACAAUCAAUCUAGAAGUGCUAGAGAAUUAUGGAGAAUAGCAGCAAGCAGAAUUGGCCAUGUGGCUGUAACUUCUAGGUUGUCAUUGCAGGGAUUAGUUGGGGUUAUAGGUCAAUGGAUACACUAUGUCAAUGCUUAUGAGAGUAUUUUGCUAUUAAUUGGAUAUUCUACUGGCAAUUCAUGGAAAAAGUCGAUUUCUAAAGUGUCUCGUAACAAACUGAUUUUAAGUUCUGCUAGAUGCCAUUGGGAGUUGAUCUCUGACAUUGAGAAAAAGUUGUCUGUUGAAGCCAUAUCACUUGCAAGGAGAAUAGCUCGUCAUAGAGCAGCAUUGAAAAUUUCAAUUAAUUGUCAUGAGGAAUCUAUCACGACAAAAAAUAUUAUUCGUCCUUUUCUUUUUAUACUGGCAUUUAUGUGGAAAGUGGUCUCUACAAUUAUCCAUUGCCUAGCAAAUAUCUUUUCUCAGAAAAAAAUAGUGCAAGAUCCAGAUAUUGAUGGAUGUUGUUUGGAAAGUCUUAUUGAAGACCCUUGUCAAAGUAGUUGUUUUAUGCUGAACUUUGGGAAAAUCAUAAUGACAGUUUCCCAAACCAAUGAAAUUCAUCCAUUCAUAUAUCAAAAGUUACAAUCACUUUCUGGGAUUGUAUGCUCAGAUUUCCUUUCGAUAUGUUUUUGUAUUGAUGCUUUGUUAUUAGUAUCUGUUGAAGAUAUUUUUGAACAGAGAGUCUUUCUAUCAUGUGGGCAAAUGAAGGUUGAAUCUGCACCUUUGACUAUGUCAGCAGAAGAAUGCACAGAAAAUUCACUUAGUUCAGCUAAAGGAAAUGGGAAGGAAAGUAUUAAUAAUAUGGAAUCAAUUAUGUGGGUUGAACCUGCUCAAAUAUUUCUCCUUUCAGAAAUUGAUGCAGGCCAGGCUGAAUAUUCUCAUGAUUCUCAUAUUGAAAGCUUUAUGGAAAAGUUGUCUGUGAGUUGGAAAGGAAUUUGCAGAAAGUUGAAUGAAGAUGAGAUCGAGUAUUCUGAAUAUCCAUGCCUUGUCUCUAAGGUUGAGAUAUCUUCCACGUACCCAGACCAUAAGAAUCCAUAUUUUGGGUUUUGUGAAUGUGGUUUAAUGCUAGGGAAAUUAAAUUUAGUUUUGACUCAUUCUUCAGUAUCAUCGCUGUGUCUAAUUCUUAGUCAGAUCCAACAUGCUAUUUUCUGGGAGGACAGGAAGGAAGCGUCCAUUGCUUCAAAUUUUGUGGACAAAGCAGAAAUUUCAUGGGUUAAUAAAUAUGACUGUUAUUCCAAAGAAAUGAUUAUGACCUUGCUUCAAAAGCUUCCAGAGAAACACAUUCAUUUUGGAGUAUUUGUUGAUGGUCCUUCUGUUAGAUUUUCACAUAGAAGGGAGGCCAAUCGUGGUGGUGAAAACACUGAUGACAUUAUCAAUCAGGAUAAUUUUGACCUCACUUUUGAUUUCAAUGAGAUUGAAGUGGUUGUUGGUUCACCUUCUUCAUUUGUUAUGGCACAAUUGACAGGUCAAUUGGGUCAUGACAAUGCCAAAGCAGAAUGUGUUAAGUUGGAGUCUCGGGAAAUUGAAAUUCUAAAACCAAAUAAUGAUAAAUAUGUAUCCUCAGGAAAAGUUUCAAUUGGUUCCUACCUUCAUCUAAAGGGAGCAAAUGCUUAUUUAGAGAAGUCUGAAGAAAACCAUCAGAUUAAACUUUUUAUAUUGAAGCCAGUUUCUGUCAAGAUAUUGUCCUUUAGGGAUUACAUUUAUUCCCUGAGCACAACAAUGUCUGCCUUUUCAGCUGCUGCUGACAUAACUACCGAAGGAUUCACUGUUUUGUCAUUUUUGGAUGAAGUGUAUAUGAUCUAUAAGGCAGUUGCAAGUUUGUCUUCUGGGGCAUCUUAUGUGUUUAGUAGCUUUGGUGAUUCUGAUUUCAUACAUCCUGAAAUUGUGAAACAAGAAGCAUUAUUUGCAGCACCUGAUGGCGGUGAAUUAACUGCACAGGGGACUUUACUGACAAAUAAUGUCUGCCCUUUUUUUAUUGAUGUGACCUGCAGAUUAAAGCCUAUGGAGAUUGUUCUUCAUAAUUCUAGGACAAGUGAUAAUUUGGAGAGUUAUACCACAAAGUUCCACUCUUUAACUGGCAACAAAAUGGCUGUGCAUAAGUUGCCGGGCUGUGGAAUUUGGAUUUCUGUUCAGCAGACAACUAUUGUAAUAUCUUGUGAAGAAGGGAAAAUGGAUCUCCUGACUGAUUUAUCAGGAAUUCUGUCUUUUGUUUUUGAAUACCAGAACGGAAUUGAAAAAAAUGCUGAUCAUAUUGUACUUGAAAAUUUACUAUUGCGGUCUAUUAGCUGUUUACAUGAAAUAUCUCUUUCUGGUUGCUCGUUUACUUUAUGCACGGGCCUUGUACAAAAUACCUCAUCUUCAGGAGAUGAAAGCAAAAUAUUUGGUAGUUUUAAUACUAAUGGCAAUACAUCUUACUUGGUACGAGAAACUAAUUUGACAGUCUUUGAAAGGUUAAGUAAUCAAUCUUCCCAACCAGUUAUAAAAUUGCGCUCUCCUACAAAAGUCAGUGUGCCAACUUCAGCAAAUUACUGGUUAAUGAUAGAUGUUGCAGUAACUAAUAUCUUCAUAGGGAGAUGCUCACUGAAGAGUGAUCUGAUUCAAGCACAUAAAUUGAAUAAGCUUCAGUCUUCUCUUUCAAUUUGUGGAGAGUUUCGUAUGAUAUCCUGGGAGAUCCAGGGUGGGUUCAUUUUUCUUGAAACAACAUCUUUGGCAAUGGCCAUUGAUAACUAUUCUUCAUAUCUUCAUUAUAUUGGCAAUCUCACUUCUGACGCACAGCACGGAUAUAAAGGUGUCAAGAAUGAAGAGAAUGGCAGAGAGAACUAUGCUUUAGAUGAUGUGAUUGAUCAAGGGACAGUUAGCACAUCUCAACAAGCUGCAAGUAGAUUACCAGAUUCAUGUCUCUUAUCUUUGUCUCACUUUACUGUUGUUUUAGCUCUUGAAAACAAAUCUGGUGGUAUCCAAGAAAUUGUAGUAGAGGUUGACAUCCAUCUGAAUUUUAAAUUGGUGACUACGGGGAGGAAAUUAACAAUUGAUCUUUCUUGUUUAUCAAUCCUAUCUCAAAUUAUUCAAGGGAGAGCAGAAGAUCAAACAGAAAUUCCUCAUUUUUCUUCUGUCAUGUCAAAAGAUUUGUCAUCUCAGCCUGCUUCAGAGGAUCCUCUCUCAGGAUUUCAGAACUUUGGUGAACUGAACUCAAUUAGUGAUGCAAGUAGUUCAAAAAACAGUUUUCCUGAUCAGUUAAUUCAUCAGAACCAAAUAUUGAAAAAUUUAAAAGCUUUCAUUUCACUGGAGAGGCCAGAUAAUGGUACUAUGCAUUUGUCCCGAUGUUGGUUUGGCUUUGGUUCUCUUUCAGGUUUUGAUAUGACACUUUCUGUUUCUGAAAUUCAGACAAUUUUGUCAAUGUCCUCCUCAGUAUCAGGGAUAUCCAAUCAGAAUACAAUAAAAAAAUUGGAGAGAAAUCACUGGUCUACUAGCCAUGAAGUUGACAAUAGUUUGGAAGCAAUGAUUCCUGACGGGGCAAUUGUUGCUAUUCAAGAUGUCAACCAACACAUGUAUUUUACAGUUGAAGGUGAAGAAAAGACUUUCAGUGUAGGUGGUGUCGUUCAUUAUUCUCUUGUAGGAGAAAGGGCUCUUUUCAGGGUCAAACACUGUCCCCAAAGGAGGUGGAAGUCUACAGUUUUGUGGUUUUCCUUUAUAUCAUUGUUUGCUAAGAAUGAUAUGGGUGUGCCAUUGAGAUUAAAUUUUCGACCAGGAUCAUGUUUUGUUGACAUCUCUUGUACAAAUGAUGAAGGAUGUGCACUUUGGAGAGUCUAUCCUCCUCAAGGUGAAAACUAUGCAGGAGUCCCUGACAUAGAGGCUAGCAAUGAAUCAAUAAAGAGAACUUUCUACCUUGUGAACAAAAAGAAUGACUCUGCUAUUGCUUUUGUCGAUGGUGCUCUAGAGUUUGUCAGGAAACCUGGAAGUCCAAUCAAGUUUAAAAUUUUUAAUGAUAUUACUGCUGCUUAUGAUGUUCCAGAGACAGCUAGCUAUCCUAGGACAGCUCCACAAACUACUCUGCACACAGAAGAAGAAAGUACUUCAUGGCAGGCUGGAAAACAUCCUUGUAUUGAUAUUAAAAUUGAAAAAAUUUCUCUGAAUAUUGUUCAUAAACUUUCAGAUACAGAAUAUCUCUUCCCUCUCAUUUGCUUGUUCAUCAACCAUACACAACUUAUUAUACAAUGUUUAGAAACAAAAUCCAGGGUCAUUUGCACAUCAAGUGCAGUAGUACAUUAUUUUGAUGCUGAAAGGAACUUAUGGGGAGAACUUCUCCAUCCUGUUGAAAUUUGCAUCUUUUACCGAUCUAAUAUUCAAGCCCAGCUUUCAGAAUAUAGAUCUCAUGCUGUGCCUGUUAAUUUCUUCUGCAGAAUGAAAGAGCUGGACAUUUACUUGAAUGAGAAUUCGUUGGAUGUGCUUCUCUUUGUGACUGGGAAAUUGAACCUAUCUGGUCCUUAUUCACUGCGAAGCUCCAUCAUUCAGGCUAACUGCUGCAAGGUGGAAAAUCAGUCAGGCUUAAAUCUCCUUGUUCACUUUGAUCAGCAAAGUGUAACAAUACCGAGAAAACAGUCUGCUUCCAUAAUAUUAAGGAGGAACUCUGAUUUCAAAAAUCAAGAUUCAGAAGCAACUUCUAUUUCUAUCCAACUUACUGAUUUCGGUUCUUUUGCAACUUCUUCUAAUCAUCUUUUACUUUCACAAACACAGACUCUUGCCUGGAGAUCCCGAAUUAUGUCUGCAGAAGGUUCAAGAACUUUCCCUGGGCCAGUUUUUGUGGUAAACAUUUCCAGAAGUUCAGAGGUCGGUCUGUCAGUUGAGGUUUCUCCUUUGAUUAGAAUACAUAAUGGAACUGGAUUUUCAAUGGAACUUCAAUUCCAGCGGCUUGAGCCAAAGGAAGAUGAGUGUGCAUCUCUGUUGUUAAGACCAGGGGAUUCUAUUGAUGAUUCUAUGGCCAUGUUUGAUGCCAUAAACUUCUCUGGGGGAGUAAAGAGGGCUUUGAUUUCUUUAAGUGUUGGUAUACAGUUUGAUCUACAUUUACUUUUAUUCACUGCUAUUCCUUUUCAUUUCACGCAACUUUACUUCUAUUGCUAUUCUCUACUAUUCACGCUUAAAAGUUAUAGUGAUAUUUUUCAAAUAUUAUUCUACCCAUUUACCAUUCUAAUGCAUCAUUUUACUGUGUGAAACAUGAAUAUGAUGAUAGUGUGUA